This is a messenger RNA of Nymphaea colorata (pocket water lily), 1654 nucleotides long. RefSeq lists its product as uncharacterized. The record is from RefSeq and is a predicted model, not a curated record. NCBI's taxonomy places the organism in Eukaryota, Viridiplantae, Streptophyta, Magnoliopsida, Nymphaeales, Nymphaeaceae. The transcript is spliced from 3 exons. The coding region runs from base 274 to 1446 and encodes 390 amino acids.
UGGAGGAGGAGAGUGCUUAAAGGCCUCUGGCUCUCUCCUUAUUUCUUUCACAUUCCUUCUCACUCAAGAUUCAGUCUCACGUGCCAUCCACUUUUACCACAUCUAGCCAUGUACCUCCACUCUGCUCACCAUAUGCUAGCCAAGAAUUAGAAGCCAGGGAACUAAGUUCUCCAGCAUGGAAAAGUAGAGACUACAAGGCAGAAAAAACAAAGAAAAGAAGAAGAAGAAGAAGAAGAAGAAGAAGAAGAAGAAGAAGAAGCAGAAGCAGAAGCAAUGCCAUCCUCGCGCGGCCGGAAAAAGUCGGAAGUCCAACAUGGUGUCAAGAGCAUUGGUUGCAUGUCUGGGAUUUUUUAUCUGCUCCAAGGCCACAGACUUGACCAGAAAAGGCUCACGCAAGCAGCAGCAAAACCCGACCGGAUUCUGACUUCGAACACUUCACAAUUCAAAGAGAUCGUCACGACUCAUUUCUCCAGCAAUGCCGAGAAGCAGAAGAAGAUCAGAUCGAAGAAGCAAGAACCCAAGUCACCCGCAGCACCAGCCUCAGAUCCCAGGCGGCUGUCUUGCAACAACCCCCGCAGCCCGACGCUGCCGGCGGAGAUGAGGCGCCAGUCCUCGGAGAUGUCCGGGAAGGAGAAGUUGCACCGGCAGCCGGGCGUGGUAGCGAGGCUGAUGGGCCUCCAGGAUUUCCCAGACGCAGUGGUACGUCGCCCGGACCCGCAGGAGACGACCUCGGAGAAGCGGCGAAGGAUCUUGGGAGCGCUGGAGAAGUGCGAGGAGGACCUCCACACUCUGAAGAAGAUAAUUGAAGCGAUUCAUGUGGUGGAGAAGUGCGGCCGGAAGCCGGUGAUGCCGGUGGCGGCUCCGCCUAAAGUGGUGGUGGAAAUGAAUCUUAAAGGUGGUGGUGGUGGUAGUUGGUUGAAGGCGGAGCACUGCAAGUUUCCGACGAGCCCAACGGCGAGGUCUCCAUUGCAUGGAAGGAGGUGCAUAGAGCCCAACAGCGACCAGCCGAGCCCAGUGUCCGUGCUGGAUGACUCGGCUUUCUUUAGUCAUGAUGAACUCACCCCCGUCAAGAACAAAGAAGUAAGCCAAGAAGCCAAGGAAACAGGGAGCAGCAACUUGUUUCCGAUAUUGAAGGAGUCGGACAAGUACCAGAGACUGGUGGCAGAUGCCUAUGCGAAGCCCUGUGAAGCUGCAGGUGCAGGGGACAGCAGCGGCGGCGCCCCAAGGAAGGCUCCUUAUGUGACUGCCAUUGAAGAGGAGGAACUGACGGAGGUGAUGCAACAGAGCGCAAAGAAGGAAGGGGUGGAGUUAGAAAGGAUUGGAAUGAUGUUAGAAGCUCACGUAUUCGGUGCACUGUUGGAGGAGACGGUCAGUGAAUUGGGGGUUUCUUGGAGGCCUGCUUCUUCCAUGGCGUUCUUAAGGUGCAGAAAGAGACUCUACUUCUAGUUCUACCAUCUGAUACGAAAGAGUUUCUGUCUUGGUCUGAUGGCGGAGGAAUUUGGCGGAGUGGACCCGUGAAUCGGGUGAUGCGUUUCUUUAUAACUAAAAAGUUGCUGAAUUAAGGUGGUUUUCCAAAUAAUGGUUAUACAAAAUAAAAGUGCAUAACAAUUGUGUUCCCCUAAUUGCAAAGCUUUGAAACAACAUCGCUACUUUA